AGAGAAUUCCUCGAGCCGUCCUUUUCACUGCCCAGGACAAUGCCGGUGCAGGAUACAUCUCGGGGAAAUGGUUAUUCGUUGAUCUCGGGGGAGCAAUACCCCGAGCAAUGUCCUAUCCGAGGAUAUUCGCGCAGUGAUUCCGGCUUCAAAUACAAUUAAUUCCCUUUGUUUUUGUGAUCAGUGGUGUUCUUCUGUUCAAUUCUUCUUCUAGCAUCGACUGUUUAAAACACCCACUACAACGUUCUGCCUUCAUCACCAUGGGUUCUACAACUGCUUCUUCUUUUCCCCGCAUCAAGGAAGUGCGGACAUUUCUCAUCGAUGGAGUUGGAUCUGGCGGUGACUACCACAAUGUCAAAGGCGGCCAUUGGUUGAUCGACAGCAACAUUUCUACACCUAUGACGCGAUGGGCGCAAUACCGUGGCUCGAGAACUUCAUGGGGAAUCAACGUUUUGGGUUCCUUCUGUGUGGAACUGGAAGCCACUGAUGGAACUAAGGGCUUUGCGACAGGAUUCGGUGGCCCUCCGGCGUGCUGGCUGGUCCAGCAGCACUUUGAGCGGUUCUUGCUCGGCGCAGACCCCCGAGAUACAAAUGACCUCUUCGAAAAGAUGUAUCGCGCUUCCAUGUUCUACGGCCGGAAGGGUCUCCCGGUGGCAGUCAUCUCAGUAAUCGACCUAGCUAUCUGGGAUCUCUUGGGCAAGGUCCGUAACGAGCCGGUCUAUAAGCUCAUCGGAGGUGCUACUCGUUCGCGACUUGACUUUUACUGCACCGGCCCACAACCUGCAGCAGCCAGGGACAUGGGCUUCUCUGGAGCCAAGGUGGCUCUGCCUCAUGGUCCCGAUGAGGGAACAGAAGGACUGUUGAAGAAUGUUGACUACCUCCGCAAGCAACGAGAGAGUGUUGGUCCCAACUUCCCGCUGCGCGUAGACUGCUACAUGUCCUUGAAUGUGCCCUACACUAUUGAGCUCGUUAAGCGAUGCGAAAAAGAAGGUAUCGACAUUGACUGGUGGGAAGAAUGUCUCACUCCUGACGACUUUGACGGCCAUGCCCUGCUCAAGCGAGCCCAUCCCACAGUCAAGUUCACUACCGGCGAACACGAGUUCUCACGCUACGGCUUCCGGAAACUGGUCGAAGGCCGUAACCUUGACAUUCUCCAGCCCGAUGUCAUGUGGGUCGGUGGUAUGACUGAGCUUCUCAAGGUCUCUGCCCUUGCCGCCGCUUAUGACCUCCCUGUCGUUCCUCAUGCGUCAGGACCAUACUCGUACCACUUUGUGGUCUCCCAACCCAACACCCCAUUCCAAGAAUACCUGGCCAACUCGGCUGAUGGAAAGAGCGUCGAGCCUGUCUUUGGAAACCUCUUCUUGAACGAGCCCAUUCCCAGCAAGGGAUACCUUGAUGUCUCUAUCUUGGACAAGCCAGGAUUCGGUCUGGAGCUUAACCCCGCAGCACCUUUGAUUCCUGCUGCUUCGAUUCUUACUCCAGCACCUCAGAAGAGUCUUGCGGCCCCGACUGAUGAACAGAGCUCCAAUAGCACUGGUCAUUAGAUCUUGCAAUCUACCUUAACUACUAGGCGAUACUCUAGACUUUUUAUGGAUUGUAUCUACUAUGUCUUGGUAUUUCUUUCUUCUUUUAUUAGCCACAUUUGUAUGCUACGAAUAUAUACUUCCUAC
Molecule: messenger RNA, 1667 nt
Organism: Aspergillus ruber CBS 135680
Lineage: Eukaryota; Fungi; Ascomycota; Eurotiomycetes; Eurotiales; Aspergillaceae
Product: L-rhamnonate dehydratase
Exons: 3
Coding region: 258-1541 (427 amino acids)
Biological process (GO): carbohydrate catabolic process
Molecular function (GO): L-rhamnonate dehydratase activity; magnesium ion binding
Source: RefSeq, a predicted model, not a curated record